Molecule: messenger RNA, 5060 nt
Organism: Erpetoichthys calabaricus (reedfish)
Lineage: Eukaryota; Metazoa; Chordata; Cladistia; Polypteriformes; Polypteridae
Gene: paqr6
Product: progestin and adipoQ receptor family member VI
Exons: 8
Coding region: 495-1535 (346 amino acids)
Cellular component (GO): membrane
Molecular function (GO): signaling receptor activity
Source: RefSeq, a predicted model, not a curated record
UCGACAUUUGCCGCCCGUUUUGCGGUGCUAUCCGCGCCUUCAGGGCACGAGUACAGUAGCCUUUCGAAUGAUUUCUUUCCGUUCUCUUCAAUGGUGUUCUUAAAAAAAAUCUCCUGAUCCACUGCAAACAAAACUUCCUUUCUAGACGGCGCCCAAUGGCUGAAAAGAAACUGCACGGAGGCGGGCUCGAUGCUAGCCUCUCUGCCGAGGAAUGCGGGGCGGCGGCGGCGGUGGCGGAGAGCGGUGCAUCGCGGACUGGAGAGCUGGGGCGAUUAGGAGACGGCGGCUGCAGCGGCUCCCCCGCUGACAUGACAGCGUGCGCCUCACAGGUGUAGAAACUGUGCUCAGAAACCAGGUUGAAUAAAGUGCCAUAAUGGGAGCUGGAGGACAUCGGUGACAGCAGAUUUCUAGGAAUUAUUUUGUGUUUGAUGGAAGUAUAGUGAGCUGUAGUAACUGGUAUCUUUAGUUCUAUUAGGAAGUAAAGAAAAAGAUACAUGAUGCUCACAAUCAAACUUCCCCAAGUAUUUGACUUUCAUCAAGUACCCCAUGUUUUCCGUGAGGAUGGCAUUAUUUCUGGGUAUCGGCAUCCUCGCAGUUCUGCUCUGGACUGUGUUCUUAGCAGCUUUCAAAUGACAAAUGAGACCAUCAAUAUCUGGACCCAUUUCCUACCUACAUGGUAUUUCCUGUGGAGGUUUCUUACACUGUAUUCAGUACUUGACUUCUGCAAUGAGCAAUACACCUGGCCCCUCCUGGUCUACAUGCUGGUCAUCUGCUUGUACCCUUUUACUUCCAGUUGUGCACAUACAUUUAGCACUAUGUCUCCUGAAGCUCGACACAUCUGUUACUUUCUUGAUUAUGGAGCCCUAAGCCUUUACAGCCUUGGCUGUGCUAUCACAUACGGAUUGUAUGUAAUGCCUGAUUGCUGGAUCAACAGCCUUCUUCAUCAAUACUUUAUUCCAUUAGCUGUUUUCAACUCUCUUAUUUGCACUAGCCUGUCUUGCUAUUCACGGUUUCCAGAGCUUGAAUAUCCCCAAUGGAGUAAAGUUCUCCGCACAACAGCUUUUGUUUAUCCAUUCUUGUUUGAUAACAUCCCUCUCUUUUACCGGGUGUUGGUCUGGGCAAUGGAGGGAUGCAUUCACAAUGAUGCCAUUUACAACCACUGUUAUCAUCUCAUUUUUGCUUUCUUAACUGGCUUCCUUUUUGCCUCCCACCUACCAGAAAGGUUGGCACCUGGCCGAUUUGAUUACAUUGGUCAUAGCCACCAGCUGUUCCAUAUAUGUGCUGUGGUGGGCACACAUUUUCAAAUGGAGGCCAUUUUGUCAGAUAUGAAUUCCAGGCAGCUCUGGCUCACUGCCAACACUAGCAAGCCUUCCUUCCUUGGCACAGUGGGUGCUGUGUCUAUUGCUGUGGUGCUUAAUUUGGCAAUUAUUGGGUUUUUUUGUGCAAAACUCAUAUGGGGAGAAAGCUCCAUAUCUUCAUCUUGUAGUCGUCAUUUUAACAAUAACAACCAUAAACCUACACAUAAAGUAAAAUGAAGUGUUUUACGUAUAAUUAAUGUCAGAAUGAUAAGUUAAAAAAUUGACAAGUAUUAGAUUAAUGAAAAUAUGAGCAUUCCAUAGGAAUGUAAUCAAUGUGCCUUAUUUUGAAAUUACAGUAGGCUGUUCUUUCUUAUUAUAGAAAAGCAGGAAGUGAUAACUGUAAUUCAGUAAACAUAUUAAUCCACAGUUUGUUAAUGGUGAUAUUUUUGCAUUAUUAACUUAACUAAAAUUCUACAACCAAAUGUUUAAAGUAGGUCUAGAAACUUGCUUUUAUGUUGGGCCAAAUUCAAUGUCUUCCAUUUGGAGAUCUUUAAGUCAGUGUUGUACCGGAAAUGCUGUGCCAUAUACUAAACAACAAUUUAAUUUGUAGUUCAGGUUCUAAAGUUCCUCUGUGUAAAUAUCAGUAACAUCCUAUUGCUGAUUUACAUUGGGACCAUUUCCCUAUAAAGAAAGCUCAGCUUGGACAGCCAAAUUACUGUUUUUCUUUUUUAAUAUGUUGCUACUAAAGAUGCCACAAUACAAGGGAUAUAAAAGUAUUGCCCUGUAGUAAUACUUUAUUAAGGAAACCUCUGCAUAGCCUACAUGAUCAUAUAUCCCCCAAGUUAAUUGAGUAUUAUCAGUUUGUACAGCCUAGGGUCAGAGAGACAUAUAGAAUAUUUUUAUUUCAGAAAGUGAGUAAAAUUUGCAAGAAUCCAUUAAAUUAAUUAUAUUAUUCUAACAAAUAGCAACAGGCAGACCAAAGAAAAAAAAAACAUUUUUUGUGUACCUGAAACUCCUUGUGACACAAAAGCCAUACCUUGAUUUCUACUGCACUGACUCUGGACAUUAGGAGUUUAUAUACUUUAUUGAGAGGAUGGUUAUAAAAGAAACUACAGAUAUGUAAGACAUGAUAGCCAUAUCUGAGACAUACCUUCACAUACUUUAUUUCUUGUACUAAUGAGCUGAUUUUUGAAUAAGACUAUUCAGUGCCUUGAAUUUCUUCAAAGGUUUGCACAGAAUGUAAUUUAAACUGUGCAGAGCUGAACUGAUAUAUUGACAGUAAUAAAGAAUCCCUUUAAUGUAGCAGCUGAAAUAAUAGUACUGUAAUGAAUAGCUUAAAUGGACAUAAUCUAAUAAAAAAUGCUUACUGUAACAUACAGAACCUAAAAUGUUUUUCCGUAAGUUUAAAAAUUGAUAUUUCCUUUUAUGCAAGUCAUGGACUAUGCUUUUUUGUGAUACAUUCUUUAAACAUUAUGCUCAGGAACACAGGACAAAAUGACUAAAGCUUGAAGGAUUCGGUUUGAGCAAGUGGUGUGCCACAGACCAGAUCUUUAAAACAGUGCAAUUAAAAUAAAGUUAGACAUUCCAGUCAAUUAUUCCCUCUGUGCUCUACAUUUCCAAUCUCACAGAGAAUCUAAUUUAAAAGAAAAAGUUCCAUACAAUAUUUAAUUAAUGAAUCAAAGUGAGUUAAGAGUAAGCUGUCAGCUGCCAUGUUAAAAAUGGGAAACAUACAAGUAAAACUGAAUGAUAUUUCAGCAUUUUUUAGGUUCCAAUUACCUUGUCAUUUUGCUCUCAUUAAGUAUAACAUUGACGUGUGUGUAUGUGUUUAUAUAUCAAUAGGUUACUGAGAAUGAAUCUUAACUUUCCUUGAAAAUCACAGUCUUCUGAAUCUUUAGGGAGAGAGAUCUAUAUUGGAGAAGUUGUAGGACAUAUUUUUAGUGAAAUAUCUAAUGAUAAUUUGAACACCAAUUGAGAAACCUUUCUCCUUUUAUGAAUAAAAUUCACUUUUGAGAAAUAAUCUGAUAUAUUUGAGAUGUUUUCGAACUUAAGAAAGUAACAUUCAUUUCAGCUAGCACUUAUUCACUCAGUAGUGUAAAGAGUUAUAUUGUGUAACAUUUGAGCAGAUCUGCAAAAAAAAAAUGUUAGAACAGCAACAUGAAAAUUAGAUUUCAUUCCUCCAUUCACACAAAAUUUUUCAUUUGAACUGCAUAAACAGCUGGUUCUUUUUUUAUUAAUAGGGUAAUUUUGUUAAAAAGAGUGUGUUUUUUUUUAAUAUAUUUUACCAAAGUGUUUUGGGCUGAAAGUGUCUCUUACUUUACUGUACACAAUAAUUCUGUGUUCCAUAGAUGCACUGAAUAUUGUAGGUACAAAUGCCACAUUUGUGUAUUCAAUCUUCACAGGUUACAAUGAAUGGCUGUAAAUUUUCAAUUUGAUAAAACUUUUUCAAGAACCUAAUAAUCCCAGCAGACAUCAAAAGUUAUAAACUUUUUUUUCAUGUGUAAGUUAAUAUGAUAAAAUACAGAGAAAAUGUUUGCUUUAUCAAAAAGAAAUGUAGAUGUUAACAAAGAUAGUCUUGCUGGAGAAAGUCAUACAUUUUAAAAAGAAGUGUCAAAGCUCUGGAGGAAAUAGAAAGUGACAGAAGGUUUAGUGAGGGGUAGUGCUGGAACUUAAUAGAUUCUGUUAGCCUCUAUGAUUUCAGUUUUUAAAAGGAGAUGAGUAGGAUAAACUAUGCUACCUUUAGCAUUAACACAUGAAACUGGAAUAUGGUUAGUGGCAAUUUUUCUUACUGUGUUAAUGCUUUUAAGGGAAUAAAGUGAAUGUUUGAUUGGCUUUCUGAUACUACUUAAAUGAUAAUGAAGAAGGCUGACUUUUUCUCCUCAGCACAAAAAAAAAGUAGAAUAUCGUGAGAAUAUCACUUGUUUUUGACUUCAUGUCACAGUUAUGAUUUUAUGCAUUAACCUGCUGUAUGCUGUAAUCUCUUUUAUGUGCUCCUCCUAUUUUCUGUCUCCUCAGAGCACGGGAGGACAUUAGACCACGUAAAGCUGUAGUCUUGAGGACUGGAUGACCUGUUAAGAGAAACAAGUAAUGAUAUAAAUAAGCUUUCAUCUUAAUAAAACUAUUGCUAAAAAGUCAGAUUUGAACUUGGACAAAAAUUAUAACUCAUUACAGCACUUAUCACUUUUUAUCUUUUCAAUUAAAUUGAUUAGUUUUUAAAUAUGCAUAUUACAGAUUAUUUGACAUUAAUGUGAAUUUUAGCCACACACUACUGUAGUUAUUACAUGAUAUUCUGAAUGCUGCAAUGACAAGGCAAUUGGUGUUAUAGUGCUAAUAGUGAAAUACUGGUUGGUAAAAUAAGUAUACUCUAGGUUGAAGUAAUUCACAUAUUCCUAGAUUCAUGUUGUCAGACAAGUCAGGAAAAGUGCAACAUAUUGGUAGAAGUGAGGUCAGAAAUCUGAAAAGCUGCAUUUAAAACCACAUGAGUUUAGGUUCAGUCUCACCUGUGUUGCUCUUUUUGACUAACUAGACUUCUUAAAUUUUCGAUUCAGCAAAUGCAAAAUAAUGCAUCUCUAAACUGUGCACUGGUCAUAUACAGUAAAGCUUAAUUAAAUUUAAUGGUCCACUUAUGCCAGUGCCUACUGUAGUAGGCACAAGUCCAUUGUAAAUGCUAUAUACAAUAAUACACAUAUGCAUAACUAUGUUCCUUGCAGCCAGCAGGCCCCACUAUCCCAUUAAUCCACCUUGUCCUAGGUUAUGUGACUCUGG